GUCCGCUGCAUAUAAUAAUUUCGCUGGACUAACUAAAUGAGAAUAUUUAACUAAAGUCCGGCCUAAAUUGAACUAAAGCUUAUGCUGAUUAGCCGGCAGCUAGUUGACUGUCGUGUGUGAGAUAAAAAUCGACAAAUGGUCAUAAACCCGGCAACUGUGCGUGAAAAAAGUGAAAAGUGCUGUUAACGCAGCGAGUAGCGUGUGCGUGUAAAUGUCGCAGCAUUGCUUCCCCGAUAUGAUAAUGAAAGAUGCACGAAUAUGACGUAAAUGAGCGCAAAGAGGAACCAGCCAGUCUUCCACCCACUCAAAUCGAGACCAGUGAUACGGUCAGCAACAUCCAGGGUAAUCAGCAGCAGGAUCAACCAAAAGAAGAGCAGGACCAGCAGGUUUCACAGGAAAAUAUCAUCCAGCAUCUGCAGGAUCUGCCAAAUAAGGAGCACGAGCAAUUAAAUUUACAGCCAGAUCAACCGGAUCAACAGCAGCAAGCACACAUCUUCGAAGUAUCUAUCCUUUAUCCUUUGGUAGUCUGCGGUCAGGUCGCACCCAGUCAGACUAUUCUGAUUGCGGACCCGUCGAAGAGUUCACCUGUUAAAAAGCGACAGCGUCGUGUUUAUGUCGCCGACACUUCACGCUGCUCCAGUCUACGUUCCCGUCAAGAAUCCGCGACCAAGGAUCCACUCGAAGUUGGCCUAAAGCAGCCAGAAGUCGCUCCACCACCAGCGCUUGUUCAGGCACCUUCGCCUACGCCCACAGAAUAUACUGAAUACACUCCACCAGAACUUUUUAGUCCGGAGUUUUGGAAUCGCGUUGAGGAGGCGCAGGAGACAAAGCCAGCUGGGAAAAAGCGACGCGUUGCGGGAGGACCCAAACGAACUAGGGGUAACAAACUUCUAAGAGAGAUCGAGAUCCAUUCGCCGGAAACGGCGGCCGCAAUUGCGGCAGCGCAGGCUGAACUCAACGCCGCAGGAAAGUCGGGAGCAACAGGAACGCGGUCCAGCCGCAAAAGGACCAAUACCAAUACGAUGUCACUGUACGAUCGUCGAUUUCAGGCAACCACCGAUGAGCGUCGUGUGGCGAACGGAUAUGGAGGCAACGGUGCCCGAUCAGGCACUGGAUCCUCAUCUAACGACAUCGAGUCUCAGGAGCUGCAGAGCCAUCAGUAUUACGGGCCCAAUGGAGGUAGCAUAACGUCGGGAGCGGGCGCGCCUUUGAAUGGAAGUGCGUCGGCCCUGAACCACGCUCCUUCGAUGGGAACGCUUUGCAACAUUGGCAAUAGUUGCUACUUGAAUUCGGUGGUAUACACCCUGCGCUUUGCGCCGCACUUUUUGCACAGUCUGCAUCACCUGAUACAGGACCUGAACGUGGUGCAGCAGACCAUCGUUCGCCAGCAAACGGCCAGGUCGGCGUCACUUGGUCGGAAUGUGAGUGCCGCUCAGUUGGAGAAUGCUCGCAGCUGGAGCAGCAAGGAUCUAGCCACCAGUACGGAUCAAUACAGCAGCCUCAAUGGAGGAGUUAAUAGCGGAAGCAGUGGCAGCGGUUCCAGCAAGUCAACUCAUCAGUCGGUAACCGAAAAAUUACAUGAACUGUAUAACAACCUGCACGGCAAUGAGAUGGCUGACUCCACGGAGCCCUAUCAUGCCGAUACGCUGCUGCAUGCCAUCCAGGAUGUGAAUGCCACUUUUGAAGGCAACCAGCAGCAGGAUGCUCAUGAGUUUCUUAUGUGCGUGCUUAACUGCAUCCGCGAAACUAAUCAGUCGCUGAUCAAGGCCAUCGGCGAAUGCCCCGAAGUCAUUGCCAAUGGCUAUAUAGCUAACCCAGAUGAAGUCGAUACCGGUGAGUCCCAGGAUCGCACAGAUUCCGCUGCGUCACAAAACCUGAGCUCCGGAAAUGGAUCGCUGGCAACUAGUCAAAUAACCACGACUAAAACGUCGUUUUUCUCCCGCAAAUCAAAAAGAAAAGACGAGGUCAAGUCAUCAAAGUCGACGCGCGUUCAGUCGCCGCUCAAGGACAAUAGUCCCACGGCGGGCGGGAUAAGCGGAGCGGGCACUGCCCACGCCACCGCCAACAGCCUGUUCUAUCUAAACACAGUUGAUCUCAGUGGUGGCAGUGCCAGCGGAAGUGGAAGUGGCACUGGCAGCAGCGCUGUUCCCACAAGUGUUGCAUUGCCGACAUUACCAGCACCACAGACCACAAAGUGCUCCAGCGAUGACGAAACGAAUUCGGCCACCAUGCUGAAAGACAAAAUGCGUCUGGAGGAGCGAAUACGCGAGUUGAACCUGAAUUUCUUCAGUUCCGACUUCGAGGGCAUUGUGGUGCUGACAACAAAGUGCCUCAGCUGUGAGACGAUCACGAGGCAAAAGCAGGGCAUGCUCGAUAUUUCUGUGCCUGUUCCCAUUUCAGGAUAUGACAAUUCCGAUCUCCAGGACAAACCUAGCACCUAUAUUCAGAAUUCGUGUAUCACGAAGGAGUAUUUUCGCGGGGAGAACAAGUACAGCUGUAACCAGUGCACGGGCUACACCGAGGCCAUAAGGUCCAUCUCGUACGAGGUGCUGCCCCGCCUACUGGUCAUUCAGCUGAACCGCUUUUCAGGUGGCAUGGAGAAGGUGAGUACGUACGUGCCCACUACCUUCACUCUGCCCUGCUUUUGCGCCACCUGUUGUGAGCUGGGCGAAGGCAACAAGCUCCACGUUUAUAAGCUGUACAGCGUGAUCACCCAUGUCGGAGCCACUCUGACUGUUGGCCACUACAUCGCCUAUACGUGCUUCUUGGAUCUGGCCAGUGACUAUGUUAAUUGUCCGAAGGAUAGAAGAAAUACAAUGACGGGCUCGCAAACGAUGUCUUCGCAAGCGGUGUCCUCCAAUGAAAACACAGCUCCAAGCAAUGGAAGCAGCUCCGUGGCCAGUACCCCAGUGAUUGCAGCAGCCUCGGCAUUGGCCUCCUCAGGUAACAUUUUGAUGAAGAAGAUGAAGUUCGGGCGCAGUAAGGCCUCCAGCAGUGGUGAUAUGAGCAAGAAUGUUAAGCAGGUGAAUGGGACCAGCAGCAAGAACAUCACCAAUGGAAUCGGAAAACUGAGCAUGAACACCACUUGUCAGGGGGUCAACUGCUGUGCCAUGCGUCUCUGUUGUAACCAGCAGACGAGCAGCAGCAAUUCGGCCAGUUGCAGCGAUUUUAGCGAGGAAUCCCUGCAAAAUGGAAGCAACAGCAAUCUCAGUUUUGGUGCACCGGGCACUACAUAUCCGACGGGUUACGGUAGCACGGGACGCGGAGGUGUCAGAGCCAACUACGCCCACGGAGGCACAGAUCCCAUUUGGUACAUGUGCGACGAUGAUAAGAUCAAAGCCAUGACCCAAAGGGAGUUUGAGGAGCUUCUAUCACCCACUCGAAAGAUUACAAUAACGCCCUACUUGCUCUUCUACGCACGAUUCGAUCUUCAGCCGCAAAAGGCCACUCCGCCAAAGCCAGGAACAUCCUCAACGCCUCCACCAGCAUCGACAGCCCAGAGCUCUUGGGCGAACGACAACGUGGCCAGCGGAUCGCACAAGAUAUGAGGCAGUGUCGUAUCCCAGAAAUCCAGUGGAAAGUAGGAAAAGUGAAUGUGGAUUGACAUCGGCAUACUGAUCAGAUUGGAGAUGUCUCUAGCCUAGAAUAAUAAGCAAAAGAAGAAGUCUGUUUGUUAAACAAUGUAAUCGUACUAAGCUCUAUCGUUUAUCUACAUGCAUAACUAUUCAUUAACUAACCAGUGGUUUGACUGAGGCCUCAAUUCCAAAUGCCCCAAGGCUCCCUCUCCCCAUAUCCGAAGAUCAUAUAACUAUUGUUUUUACUAGUAGCAAUCAGUUCAUUCUGUUCAAUCGAUGCAUUUGAUUUAGCAUUAUAUUAUAGUAUUCUUAUCGUUAUUAAAUAAACAUACCGAACGCGUCACAUUGAGAACACGAA
Drosophila eugracilis is the source of this 3933-nucleotide messenger RNA. It is a transcript of the gene Usp1, whose product is annotated as ubiquitin carboxyl-terminal hydrolase 1. Bases 249 to 3548 code for a protein of 1099 amino acids. Gene Ontology annotation, cellular component: cytosol; nucleus. Lineage: Eukaryota; Metazoa; Arthropoda; Insecta; Diptera; Drosophilidae. The transcript is spliced from 6 exons. The record is from RefSeq and is a predicted model, not a curated record. Gene Ontology annotation, molecular function: cysteine-type endopeptidase activity; cysteine-type deubiquitinase activity. Gene Ontology annotation, biological process: regulation of DNA repair; protein deubiquitination.